AUGUCCUUAGCCAAUGUGACAAGACAGUCUUUUACAAGACCAUACCAUUCAUCUCACCAAACAAGCUGUCUUACCUCAUCACUGCCCAAGGCCGCCCAAGAGAACCACCAGACCACACUCAAGGAAUCUAAGAACCACACAAUGGUAAAGAAGAUAUACCACAAGAAGAAUGUUCAUAGUUGGCGCGACUUAGAUGGCCGAGCAGAACCUCUCCACGCUCGCCCAUGUCCUCUCAAGCCGCCCAACACACCAUCCCAUCUCAUUCCAUCUGCAUCUCACCCAUCCCACCUCACCACACUUGCAUUCCAUCACUACCAUCAUUCCACUGCAUUCACCAUUCUUCAAGUAACACCAAAUCAGACGGCUCUAUCGAGAAUCAGCGCCCGAACGCGCAGUCCGGCUGGCCGAGGAACGAAUGUUCCGCGCUCGGCCAAAACCAUCCGUCCGACUGAAGUCUCGGCCAAAGUUCCAAUCCAUCCGGCCGAUCACGCAUACACGACCCGGGAAACAAUUGUCCCGCGGUCGGCCAAGCCACGCCACGCCACGCCGCGCACGACCAUGGCGCGAGCCGGGAAACAAGCCUCGCGGCCGCGCAACCUCACUCGUGUACCACGGCCGAUGCAUCCGUCCGAGCCGGGAAAACGUCCGCGUCCGGCCGAGAAACCAUCGGCCAAAUUCUCAUCCGUCCGACCACCCGGCCGACCGAGAAACAUCCGGCCACGACCGUUCCGACUCGGCCAAGACCCGACUGUCCGGCCGACCGUCCCGACCGACCGUCCGAACGCCGCGGUCGACCCGAAGCCGUUUUUGAAGCCCAAUCCGCACAAUUCAAGCCCAAAGCCGGCGCCGACCUAG
Messenger RNA from Microthlaspi erraticum, 855 nucleotides. Lineage: Eukaryota; Viridiplantae; Streptophyta; Magnoliopsida; Brassicales; Brassicaceae. The record is from the annotation of a GenBank genome assembly.